AAUUAAUUUUUGGUAAUUAAAUAUGGUAAAUCAAUCUUCCAAGGCAACUAGUGAUCAAUCAUUAGGAAGACAAAAUGUAGAAGAGCUCCCUCAACUUCUCAUUCUCCAUCCGGGGCCUAUUUUCUCGAUGCACGAAAGCCUUUUCGAAAAGAAAUUUAGUCUUCUUAAAGCAUGGGAGUCGCCAGAAUCUAUCCACCAUUUCCUAACAACACACGCCCAAUCUACGAGGGCUAUUCUUUGCUCUAGUGUCACUCCUAUCACCGCCGAAAUCCUCUCUCUUCUACUAUCCCUCUGUGUUAUCGCCUGUGAGAACACCGGGGUUGAGCUUAUCGACUUGAUGGAGUGUCGAAAAAGGGGCAUAUAUGUCACCAAUGCUGGCCCCGCUUUCAGCCAGGAUGUUGCGGACAUGGCUGUCGGGUUGUUGCUCGCUGUUGCUAUGAGAAUUCCUGCUUCUGACAGAUAUAUUCGAGCUCGGGGUUGGUCCGAUCAUCAAUGCUUCCCUCCUCGUACUUUCAAGCUGCGUGGCAAACAUGUUGGUAUUGUUGGAUUUGGAAACAUUGGAUCAGAAGUUGCAAAAAGGUUAGAGGCCUUUGGUUGCAAAAUUUCAUACAACUCAAGGAAGCAAAAACCAUCCAUCCCAUAUGAGUUCUAUCCACAAGUCAUUGAUUUAGCCUACAAUUGCAAUGUCUUGAUCAUUUGUUGCGCCCUCACAGACCAAACGCGCCACAUGAUCAACCGAGAUGUGUUGAGAUCCCUAGGAGAAAACGGGAUCAUUGUGAACGUUGGGCGUGGGCCCAUCAUCCACGAACAAGAAUUGGUCACGUCUCUAAUGAGUCGAGAGAUUGCAGGAGCUGGACUUGAUGUGUUUGACAAUGAGCCUAACGUGCCCAAUGAGCUGUUUGAGUUAGACAACGUUGUGUUGACCCCACAUAGAGGGGCAUUUACGGAAGAAGUAUUUUCCAAUGCUUUCAAACUUACCAUGGCUAAUUUGGAAGCUUUCUUCUCCAAUAAACCCUUGAUUACUGCUAUCAAGCAAUAUGAUUGAAUGUUGUGCCCAGAUUAAUUAAGACACGUAGAAUAAAAUAAAACGUCGUGCUCAAUUGUAUUCUUAUUAGUUUCACCAUUAAAUCGACAUCCUCAUUUUAAUUGUGGAAAAGAAAACACGAUUAGUUCAAUAAAUAGUUGCAAGGGAUAAGAUGUAACCUUUAAUAGCAUUCACCUUCCCGCUCCACA
Molecule: messenger RNA, 1233 nt
Organism: Capsicum annuum
Lineage: Eukaryota; Viridiplantae; Streptophyta; Magnoliopsida; Solanales; Solanaceae
Product: glyoxylate/hydroxypyruvate reductase HPR3
Exons: 2
Coding region: 23-1045 (340 amino acids)
Cellular component (GO): cytosol
Molecular function (GO): glyoxylate reductase (NADPH) activity; NAD binding; hydroxypyruvate reductase [NAD(P)H] activity
Source: RefSeq, a predicted model, not a curated record